GGGAACAGCUGAUUUUGACUUUUCGCGAAACAAAUCACAAAGAAAGACACACCAAAAGCGAAAACCAUGCCGGGAAAAAGCAAACGGCCAUGGCGAAAAGAGUUAAAGAAGCAACGACGGAGGCGCAGACGGCGGAAAGCUGCUGUGGCGCGUGACUUGCGUGUGGAAGAAGAUGAAGCCAGCAAACUCAAAGAUCCGGCCUACCAAUUGUGGCUACAACAACAGUCUCAACUUGAGGAGGAACAGCUCCGCGCAGCUGAAAAGCGUCAUGCAGAAGAAGAGGAAACUUGGUUGAGGCGCGAUUUGCUUGCUCAACGUGAAUUCCGGCUAAAGCAACAGCAACGCGAAGCAGCGGAAGCCGCAGAAAGAGCUAAACGUAAACAACAAGCAGAGGAACUGGCUGCAAAGGAAGCCGAACAACGACGACGCCGCGAGGAACGUGAACGUAGCGAAGCGGCAGCAGCUGCGGAGUUUGAGCAAAUGUUGCAAUGUACAGAAAGGUUCCUUAACACUGAUGGUCCAGCACCUGCAGAGCUGAGACGUGUGGUAGAGUCACGUCCCGGUCAGAAUUUGUGUAUUCUCUAUGAUCGUACAAAUUGUUGCCGCUUUGGGCCGUCAUGUGCGAAUAAUCAUCGUAGACCGUUGCUUUCCAACAUAAUUGUUGUGCGUCACUUCUUUAUGCAUCCGCUGUUGGAACAGGAAGAGCACAAAGAAUACGCAAAUGCUGAUGGUGGUUUGGAGUUAAGUGAGCAGGACUUGCGCGAGGCGUAUGUAGAAUUCUUUGAUGAUGUAAUACCGGAAUUGCAGGGAUUUGGUUAUUUACGAAAUUUCCGUACUGUGCGUAAUGUGCUGCGACACUUGCGUGGACAUGUGUUCGUCGAGUACUUGGAGGAGAGAUCCGCUUUAAAAGCUUUUAUAAAGCUACAAGGUCGCUUUUAUGCCGGCAGGCAACUAAAUGUAGAAUUUUCAAGCAUUGAAAAUUGGCGGGGCGCUAUUUGUGGCUUAUCGCACGCGCACAAAUGUCCUAAGGGUGAUAAAUGUAAUUAUUUACACUUAUUCAAAAACCCUGGUAAUAAGUACAACACGCCUUUGGUGGCCAAGAAAACACCAAGUGGUAGGGUGCAGGUAGCCACGCCCCUAAUAAGCUGGAACAUGGUGACAGCGAAUGAUGUGAAACACAAUUCACGCAACUGGCGUUGGUCCGAAAGUCCUGAAAUUGAAGUUGCAGCAACGAGAUUUGAUCCAGAAAAGACUGAGAAAAAAGUUAGCAAAAGCGAUGAUUGCCGUAGAUAUAAAAAUGAUGAUAAACUAAAAAAUUCCACCCACACCCAAACAAAAAACGAAGAUGUCGAUGGUAAAUCAAUGCGUAAACGCAAAAAACACAAACAUGAGCGCGACAAGUCUCAUAAAAAGCACAAAAGAAAGCGUUCGCGCAGCUCAAAGCAUUCUGAAAAGCAUCAAGACUGCCAAAAUGAGUCCAGAACUAGUGACAAUAAGCACAGUAAAAGCAAAUAUGAUCACACUACGCGCUCUUGUACACCCAGCACUAAGAGUGAUGAUGGUCGACAGAGCAAAUCUGCUGGAAGUGAAAGUAGUCGUUCAGCUAGACAGGAUGAUGACAAGGGAGAGCAUAAGAAUGGCAGCGACAAAUGCGAGCAUUCAACUGCUGAGGAGAGGCAUAAAAAGCGAAAAUACCAUAAAUCUAGUAGCUCAGAUAGCUUUACUCCAAAUAAAAAUAAAAGCAUUGACAGCAACAGAAGUCGGAGCAAAGAAAGUCCCGAGCGGAGAAACGCGGCGUCGAAGUGUUAACAGUGGUUUAUUUUGAAAUAUCUUCUACCUCUGGUGCAGAUCAAAGCACAUCUAAGGCGCCAAGGGUAAUAAUUGACUCUUGACGUUUUGCAGUAUCACCGACGAUAUUCUGCAAGCACUAAAUAUUUUCAAU
This is a messenger RNA of Rhagoletis zephyria (snowberry fruit fly), 1942 nucleotides long. Its product is annotated as U2 small nuclear ribonucleoprotein auxiliary factor 35 kDa subunit-related protein 2. The record is from RefSeq and is a predicted model, not a curated record. Gene Ontology annotation, cellular component: U2AF complex. Gene Ontology annotation, molecular function: metal ion binding; RNA binding. NCBI's taxonomy places the organism in Eukaryota, Metazoa, Arthropoda, Insecta, Diptera, Tephritidae. Gene Ontology annotation, biological process: mRNA splicing, via spliceosome.